Molecule: messenger RNA, 654 nt
Organism: Phytophthora nicotianae INRA-310
Lineage: Eukaryota; Oomycota; Peronosporomycetes; Peronosporales; Peronosporaceae
Exons: 1
Coding region: 1-654 (217 amino acids)
Source: RefSeq, a predicted model, not a curated record
AUGACAAGUGUACGAGUGCGUAAAAACCUUAACCAUGGAGCGGCUCAGUUCACGCUUGAUAGCUCCGACUUGGCUAUGGCAACAAACCUAGGAUUGUUAAAGACGGACGUUCAGGUCCAAGACACGGACCCAUCAAAAUCAGACUUUGGUGUUGCCUAUUGCCAACGUGCAAACGUAGCCUCAGAGACCCACGGAACCCAGAAGGCCAUUCAAGCACGCUGUAAGGAAUUUGCUCAAUCCUGCGGGUUCCAACUUGCUGUUUCAAGCUACAGCAGCAAGCCGAACCAGGGUGGCAAUGCAAAAUACGUCUGUAAAAUACUGAAGGGCAUGCACUUUUACGACCACUCUAUUGACCCCAACGACAUAACCUGUCCGUUCUCGAUCAACGUCAGUGGGAUAAAUGGAAACUGGAAAGUGACUAGAGUGAACUUUACUCACAACCAUGUCAAGCACGUGGGAUUUUCCGGGCGUCCAUUUGCCGAGCGAUCUGUCGCGCGUCCUGCCUCUGACAUGAGAAACAGAGCACAAGAUGUGGCAGCUUUGACCCAGCUUGUCGAGGAUGAGAUGCUACCUCGCUACGAGAAUAAAACUGAAAGGAUGACUGGGGCAGCUAUCGCUUCGUUUCUGUUGGAAAAUGCCAUAAAAUUGCUCUAA